Messenger RNA from Pygocentrus nattereri (red-bellied piranha), 1650 nucleotides. RefSeq names its product arrestin domain-containing protein 3-like. The coding region runs from base 93 to 1154 and encodes 353 amino acids. Lineage: Eukaryota; Metazoa; Chordata; Actinopteri; Characiformes; Serrasalmidae. The transcript has 7 exons. The record is from RefSeq and is a predicted model, not a curated record. Gene Ontology annotation, cellular component: plasma membrane; cytoplasm. Gene Ontology annotation, biological process: protein transport.
AAUUCAGGUGGUGGGAUAAAUACGAGUCCUCGGCUUGAGUGAGGGUAUUACACUAAAACCUACUCCACCUGUAACUAGUCGGCCUGAUAACGAUGGCGUUCGUCGUGAAGAAACUGUCCAUAGCUCUUGAUCCGGUAAACGCCAGCAAUACGUUUACCAACGGAGACUGUCUGUCAGGCCGAGUUACUCUGGAAGUGUCGAGGGAAACUCGUAUCCAGUGUUUCUCCCUCAAAGCCAAAGGGAAAGCGUCUGUGUUGUGGUCUGAACAUUACGGGAAAUACAGCACGGUGGUCUACCACGAUAAAGAAACCGUCUUCAAAUCAGUGCAGUACUUCGUUCGAGAGGAGAAGAAUAAAGGUCAAGAUGGCUCCUCAUUGCUAACAAAUGAGGCUGGACAGUCUUACUCAAAGUUUGUUGCCCCUGGAAUGCAUGUCUACCCUUUCACUUUUCAGAUUCCCUUUGUAGACAUGCCUGCAUCAUUCAAAGGCCGCCAUGGAAAAGUUGAUUACUUUUUGGAAGCUAAGCUGUGCAGGUCAAUGCAGAUAUCCCGCAAAGCCAAGAUUCAGUUCAACUAUGUUCCCCAGGGAGACUUGUCUAUGCCUGACUUGACAAUGCCUCAGUGUGGGAAUACAGAGAAGGACAUGAAAUUCUUCUCAUCUGGGAAUGUGGCCAUGAACAUUCACACAGAGAGGAUGGGUUACCGUUUAGGGGAGGGGCUAAAGGUGCAGAUAUAUAUCGAGAACAACUCCUCUCAAAGAGUCAAACCGAAGUUCUGCUUCUACCAAAAGCAAAGCUUUUUUGCAUUGAAAAAAAGGAAACUUGCCACCAAAAAACUACUGAAAUACAAAGGUGACGCCAUUGAACCAUCAGCCAAGACGACUGUGACGAAAGUGUUGAUCAUUCCAGAAGACACCUGUGUUUCCAUCCUCAACUGCAGAGUACUUAAAGUGGAAUACAGGCUUAAGGUCUAUCUGGAUGUGAAAUUUGCUUCUAAUCCAGAAGUCAAAGUGCCAGUGGUGCUUCUUCCCCAGAAAGAAACCAGCGCUGCAGCACCUGUUGAUGUGCACAUUGGAUUUGAUUCUUGGACCAGCAGCCAGGCAGGGUGGGAUAGCUCUGCUGAUUACAGUACUGUACACAGAUUCAAGGAAAACUAAAGAGGAACACUUUUCAUAAGAGACCACUUUAAAAUGGACAAUCUUUACUGCCUAAAAGUGACUCCAGAUUUUUGACUGCUUGCGUAGUCAACUACUUGUUAUACUGUGAAAGGCCAAAAAUAUUUUAACUGUUCCUACUUUCUUCAGUUCCUCUGGUUCUUCUAAACAUGUACUCAUGUAACACCAUCAGGAACUACAGUUUCCAAUAGAAGACCACUUGGAUGUUCUCCAUGGGCUUAAACCCAUAACCUAUCCAUUUAUUCCCUAUGCCCUAUCCAUUAUUUAUUAUUAAUCGCUACAGUACUAACUGUUUGGAUUUGCUGCUGUUUUAGUGGAACUGUGGGAUGAUGCAGUUGCAUUGGUUUUAAUGUAAUUUUGUUUACAGUUUAAUACUUGUGCCUUCAUUUCUAUAGCGGUACAACUGUUAAUUUUUAAAUGCUUAAAAGAGAGAACUUUACUGCGUAUGCAAUUGUUAAAUUUUUUGUAUUGACAUGAA